AUGCCGAGUCAAUAUGAUACCACGCCGACACAUGCUCAUCCAUCAGGCCCGGGGUCUUCUGCGUUGCAAUCCCCAAUGCGGGACCAACACAGUCUGAUGAACGGGAGAUCUGCUGAGAACGCCGCCAUAGAAUCACGCCCGCAGUCAAAAGAUGUAGGCAUACGCAUACAUGGAGUCCAAGGAGUUGCUGACUCGUCUGCACAGAAACCCGAUAGAGCGAGCAACCCAAUGUCCUUUGCCAGCAUCUUAGGUCCUUCAAACAAUGAACCCUCGACAAAAGUUGCAAAUGUCAGACCGCCCCCGCGGCCAGCGACACUGCCGUCGAGUUCUAUGCUUGAAAGCAAGCCACCAUCUGAGAAGUCGCUCGUGGUCAAACUGCCAGACGUCGGCCCUCCACGGUCUCUCACGAACGGGGAGGCGAAGCUACAAUCGAAGAUGGACGUCUUACCUGUGCACCGAAAGCAUGUUCCGCAGUCAAAACCACGCAACAUCCUCACGGAGGGAGAGGCGGAAAAGAUUCUGAAAGCACUCGCCAUGAUCGACGAAGGUCCUCUGAGUGACGCGGAAGACGGUGGUUUCUAUGCGCAACAAGCGCGCUUCAAGCAGAGAAGUAGGAAGAGGGCGGCUGAUGUCGCUGAAGGUGAACUGCGCAAGCGUAAGCGCCGCAGAGAGUUCGUUCUUGAUUCCUUCAUCAAAACCUUCGAGGGACAUGCGAUUAGUGCUGCUCAACGCUUCCGAGACCGUUUCGAGCCAGUGGCUGCGAAGGAGAUUGCGGACAAAGACAUACAGACCGAAAAAGAGCGGAAGAAGGACAUGCAGAGAAAGCGUCGACGUGAACAACAAAUCCACAAUGAAACCCAAAAAUUGAAGGAACUUGAGCAACGCGCUAGAGAAGCGGAAGAUCAAGAAGAGGCACAAAAAUAUCUGAAACAGGCAGAGAAGUCCCAAGCACGUAUCAGACAAACCGCAGAACUUCUUGAGGGCGUUCCUGCGCAAGAAGAUAUGGAGGUCUCUGCUCCAGCUCCCAACUACGAGGGAGGCGUUACGUCCUCUUUCCAACUUGGAUCACCCGAACCUGCUGAGCCUCCGAAGAAACGCAGCAAGAGGGAAGGCGGGCCAUCUGCCCGUCUUAAAAAGUCGAAGGAGAAGAAGCAGGCAGAGAAAGAUGCUGCUGAGGCUGCCUACGCUGCCAUGGAAAAAGAUGCCCUGAUACAGAUUGCUCCAAAGGAGGAAACAAAGAAAGAAUCCGCCAAAAGCAAGAAGGCGCAGCAAAAAGAAGAGGCUGCGGCGGCCGCGGCGGCAGCGGCAGCAGCUGCGCAUACCAUCAACUACGAGUCCAAAGGCUACAAUCAAAUCUACGAACAGAUUUGGCGAGAUCUCGCUAGAAAGGACAUACCGAAGGUUUAUAAGAUCAAACAGAUGUCACUCAGCAUAAGACAAGAAAAUCUGCGAAAGACAGCGAUUCUUGCCAGCAAACAGGCACGGAAAUGGCAGGAGCGGACCAACAAGAGCAUGAAGGACACCCAAGCUCGGGCGAAACGAGUCAUGCGUGAGAUGAUGUCUUUCUGGAAGCGUAAUGAGCGGGAGGAGCGCGAUCUGCGACGCAUGGCAGAAAGAAAAGAGAUUGAGGAUGCAAAGAAGGCUGAAGCAGACCGAGAAGCCAAUCGACAGAAGCGCAAACUCAACUUCCUCAUCUCGCAAACAGAGAUUUACUCCCACUUCAUUGGUCGGAAGAUCAAAACUGACGAGGUGGAGCGAGCGACGAAUGAUCCUGACUUGGCUGCCUCGGGAGAGAGGGAACGGCCUGCCAACGCUGGUCGGGACCGGGGCAUGGACGACUUGUCCCUGUCUAAUGAGCAUGGUAACCACAAGGUUACGAGCUUUGAAGAUCUUGACUUUGACGCCGAAGACGACUCAGAGUUAAGACGAGCAGCAGCGGCCAAUGCUGCCAGCGCCUUGCAAGAUGCACAGGACAAGGCUAGAAACUUCAAUGGCGAAGACCCGAUGGCAGCUUUCGAUUCCAGCGAGAUGAACUUCCAAAACCCAACCAUGGCCGGCGAUGUCCAAGUGUCUCAGCCGAAAAUGCUGCAGGCUCAGCUCAAGGAAUACCAGCUCAAAGGCCUCAACUGGCUGGUCAACCUCUACGAACAAGGUAUCAACGGCAUUCUAGCGGAUGAGAUGGGUCUCGGCAAGACCGUGCAGUCGAUCUCGGUCAUGGGCUACCUUGCUGAACAGCACAACAUCUGGGGACCAUUCCUGGUCAUUGCACCGGCUUCAACCUUGCACAACUGGGAACAAGAAAUCACCAAAUUUGUGCCUACGAUCAAGGUAUUGCCUUACUGGGGGAACGCAAAGGAUCGAAAGACCUUGCGAAAAUUCUGGGAUCGAAAGCACGUCACCUAUACCAAAGACUCUGAAUUUCAUGUCCUUGUCACCUCAUAUCAACUGGUCGUUCAGGACGCGCAAUACUUUCAGAAGAUCCGAUGGCAGUACAUGAUUCUCGACGAGGCUCAGGCUAUCAAGUCGUCAAGCAGUUCACGAUGGAAGACCCUUCUCGGGUUCCAAUGUCGAAAUCGGCUGUUGCUAACGGGCACACCAAUUCAGAACAACAUGCAAGAGUUGUGGGCGUUGUUGCAUUUCAUCAUGCCUACGCUGUUUGACUCUCAUGACGAAUUCAGUGAUUGGUUCUCCAAGGACAUUGAAAGCCACGCACAGAGUAACACGAAGCUCAACCAGGAUCAACUGAAGCGGCUGCAUAUGAUCCUCAAACCCUUCAUGUUGCGGCGUGUGAAGGCUCAUGUUCAGAAGGAACUGGGCGACAAAGUCGAGAGAGACGUGUUCUGCGACCUCACCUACCGCCAGCGUGCUUAUUAUGCAAACCUGCGAAGCAAGAUCAGUGUUAUGGACCUGAUUGAGAAAGCGACUCUGGGUGACGACCAGGACACGGCGACCUUGAUGAACCUGGUGAUGCAGUUCCGCAAAGUUUGCAACCACCCCGAUCUCUUCGAAAGAGCCGACACGACCUCACCGUUCUCCAUGUCAUGCUUCGCCGAAACCGCCUCCUUCCUUCGGGAGGGCUUUUUCGUCCAGGUUGGCUACUCUGUCCGAAACCCGAUCCAGUAUGAUUUGCCUCGAGUGUUGUGCAACGAUGUCGGCAGACUCGACAUUGCUGGCCCGAACAAUCCUCAGGCCGGCUUUCGUCGAGCCGGAUUCCGGACGGACAAACUGGGUGGCUUGAUGAGAAUCUGGACAACCGAGCACAUCAAAUUGUCAAUGGAGCAUGAUGAUGCCUUCUCGUUCCUGCGCUUUGUGGAUACUUCGGUGGGCGAAGCGUCUUCCAUCGGCGAUUCCGGGCCUUUGGAACGUGCUAUGCAGCUGAAGAAGCAGCCGCGACGAGUCUUGCCUAUCUAUGAAGAUUCGGAAGCAGAACCUCCGGUACAUGCCCUGUUCAACAUCGUUGACAACAGUCCUCGAAAGGUGCUGGCGGAACUGGAUUCGAAUUCAAAUCUUGCCAAGCUCUGCAACAUUUCGCAAGAAGCAUUAGCGGACCGAGGCUACUCUGUCCUGGAACCGGCUGCUAGACCCAACGCAUCGGCUCCGCCGAUCGAGAUUAGAUGUUGUGACCAGUCUUCGAUCACCGAGCGGCAGCUGACCAUGUUCAACAUGGAUGUGCGAGGCUGCUUGUUCCCGCUCGAAGAGUCGUUGGAAGACCAACUUCUCAAACGAGACGUCGACCCCGCCAACUUCCCCCUUUCCGACAUGUUGCCCAAGCCAGAAUCGCAGAAGGGUCGGUACACUCACAUCUCGAUUCCGUCAAUGCGCAGAUUCGUUACCGACUCUGGCAAGCUGGCCAAACUGGACCAACUUCUCCGAGAGCUGAAGAAUGGAGGCCACCGAGUGUUGUUGUACUUCCAGAUGACACGCAUGAUUGACCUGAUGGAGGAAUACCUCACGUACCGCAACUACAAGUACUGUCGGUUGGACGGAAGCACCAAGUUGGAAGAUCGUCGGGACACAGUCCACGCCUUCCAGACGAGACCCGAGAUAUUCAUCUUCUUGCUUUCCACGCGUGCUGGUGGAUUGGGGAUCAACUUGACUUCUGCCGAUACGGUCAUCUUCUACGAUUCUGACUGGAACCCAACAAUCGACUCGCAAGCCAUGGACCGAGCACACAGAUUGGGCCAGACCAAACAAGUGACGGUCUACCGUCUCAUCACUCGAGGUACGAUUGAAGAGCGGAUCCGCAAACGGGCGAUGCAGAAGGAAGAGGUGCAGCGGGUGGUCAUCACCGGCGGGGAUGGUGCGGGCGUCGACUUCAACACCCGAGAUCGUCGCGAGAACCGAACCAAGGACAUUGCCAUGUGGCUGGCGGAUGACGAUCAAGCUGCUCUCAUUGAACAAAAGGAGAAAGAGAUUGCGGAAAAGCCGCAAGAAGAAGAGACUUCGAAGAAGAAGAGCAAGAAGGCUCAAGCGGCGGCCGCAAGAAAGAGAAGAGGAGAGGUGAGCCUGGACGAUAUGUAUCAUGAAGGUGAAGGACAUUUUGACGAUGUAUCGGCCAAACCGUCGGGGGCCGCUACGCCUGUCCCGGUCAGCCCUGCCGAAACUCCAGGACCCAACCGCCCUCGAGGAGGCAAGGGCAUCAGUAAGAAGGCUAAGACGGCCAAGCAACGACUGGCAAUCAUCGACGCGGAAGGCGACCUGGGCAUGGGUGGGAUGUAG
Molecule: messenger RNA, 4719 nt
Organism: Capronia epimyces CBS 606.96
Lineage: Eukaryota; Fungi; Ascomycota; Eurotiomycetes; Chaetothyriales; Herpotrichiellaceae
Product: adenosinetriphosphatase
Exons: 3
Coding region: 1-4719 (1572 amino acids)
Biological process (GO): DNA repair; DNA-templated transcription; chromatin remodeling
Cellular component (GO): Ino80 complex; nucleus
Molecular function (GO): ATP binding; ATP-dependent chromatin remodeler activity; histone binding
Source: RefSeq, a predicted model, not a curated record